AUGAACGGGUGGGUGAACCCUGUGCUGAAUACGGGCGUUUACAAAACCGGAUUUGCGACUGAGCAGGGGAGUCAUGAGAAAGCGUGUAUCGAAGUCUUCGAGGCAUUGGAUCGGGUUGGGGAUAUUCUAGCUAACAGCAAGGGAGAGUACUUGUUUGGUGAGCACAUUACGGAGGCAGAUGUGCGGCUUUAUCCUACGAUUGUGGGGUUUGAUACAGCCUACUAUACGCUGUUCAAGUGUAACCUGAAGAUAAUAAGGCAUGAUUAUCCGAAGAUCCAAAGGUGGCUAGUCAAUCUGGACGGGCAGAAGGGUUUCGGGGACACGACGGAUUUUGAACACAUUAAGAAAGGCUAUACUUUGACACCGCGGAACAAUCUUGUGCUUUUGGGCCCGACGCCGGAUAUGCUCCUGGCAGAGAAGUAG
Letharia columbiana is the source of this 423-nucleotide messenger RNA. RefSeq lists its product as uncharacterized. The transcript is spliced from 2 exons. Gene Ontology annotation, molecular function: glutathione transferase activity. The record is from RefSeq and is a predicted model, not a curated record. Bases 1 to 423 code for a protein of 140 amino acids. Gene Ontology annotation, cellular component: cytoplasm. NCBI's taxonomy places the organism in Eukaryota, Fungi, Ascomycota, Lecanoromycetes, Lecanorales, Parmeliaceae.